Molecule: messenger RNA, 1604 nt
Organism: Myxozyma melibiosi
Lineage: Eukaryota; Fungi; Ascomycota; Lipomycetes; Lipomycetales; Lipomycetaceae
Exons: 2
Coding region: 179-1381 (400 amino acids)
Source: RefSeq, a predicted model, not a curated record
ACUUGCGCUUCCACUACAACUCCCACUUACCUUCCACUUAUCCAUCGCUUAUCCCCUCAUUAUGUCAUCCAACGACAACCCUUCGGCGCGCGACGACGCUACUUCGCCACAUGGUAGCGAUGCUGCCUGAAUUGUAGCCGCAGUUGUAUCAAGACCGGUAACCUCCCUUCUUGAGCGCAUGAGGCGCCCCAAAGCGCCGACUGCCGCAACCGGUCAGACAUCCACCUUGCCAGCGACUCCCCCGACCAACGCCCCAGUCGUCCAGAAGUACACCGCCGUCGAUCCUGCAAAGGUCCAGGCAGCCUACUUCCGCGAACUGGCCCUAACUGAGGUGGAUCCGCCUUCUAUGAUUCCCCUUGAUCAGGUCCCGCGCGGAAUCAUUCGCACGUUGGCAGGUUGGAGCCCUCUCCCGGACGAUACCUAUAUCGACUCCAAGGUCUGGGACAUCAAAACUCUGCCCCGUCUUGACAUCCCCAAGCAUGUCCGCUACUCGGGCGACCUUUCUCUCGUGGAUGGCAAGCUCACGACUCGCGUUCGCUUGUACACCUUUUACCGCGAAUUCUUGAACAACGUCGGAGAUCACUUUGCUCAUUACAAGAACUCUGAGAUCAAGAACGCGUUGAACAAGUGUCUCUACGGUCCCGCUCAGAUGAAGCUCGGCGACUACGCCACGUGGAGAAAGCACCCGACCACCACCCUGCUCGACAUCUAUCGCUUCUUGGCAUUGGAGUUCCCCGAGAAACAGGAGUAUGAUCCCGCCGCUCUCGCCUUGAACGCUUUUCAGAGCAAGGGAGAAUCGCCCUAUGCCUGGGUCAAUCGUUUGGAGAAUCUUGCCGACCACGCGCCCAAGCGCGAGGGCUGUGACUUUGACAUCGUCUUGAACGCCCGCAGCCGCUGCACGAGUUCGGCUUUGUACAAGAAACUCGAAGACGCGUCCAGAAAGCCAGAUGUCAAAGCCUUGAAGAGACUUUGUGCCACGCUAGUUGAGGCAAAGUACAUGGGCACCGCAUUUCAGUUUGACUUCAACACCCCGAUUAACGACCCAGAGAACGCCCGUGAGUAUAUGAUCCCCAACCCGGACGGUCACAUUCGCAUUGGAUCCACGCAAGAGGAGAAGAAGGAAUCUGCCUCCCUCAAGCGCAAAGCCCCCGAGCAAUCGACUAGUCAGGAAACCGCAACUCAGGACUAUCCCCCUCGCGCCAGACAGAGAACUAUCAGCGCGGGUGGUAGCCGCGGUAAGCCUGCCCCGAGAACUCAGGAAGGAUGUAAGUUUUGCUUGAAGCACAACUUCUCCAGCCCCGCUUCUCAUACGGACGAGAACUGCUUCAACAAGGACCAUUCCAAGCGCCCUAAGAAGACGGAACCCGCGAAGAAGGAGUAAGGAGCGACGUGUCGACUCAACCCCUGUCCGACGGACUAAUUUCAGAGAAUAUGGAACUCGGCGAACAUCCGACGUUUAAUCUUUCAGAGAAUAUGGAGCUCGGCGAACACCCGACGCUCAAUUGUGUGAUUCCAGUGAACGAGAUGCCUAAACACCAUCCGCGUCACAUAUUAGUUAAUGGCUUUAGUUUUAAACAAUGCAAUAUACCGUACACGAAUAUAAA